Molecule: messenger RNA, 3423 nt
Organism: Glarea lozoyensis ATCC 20868
Lineage: Eukaryota; Fungi; Ascomycota; Leotiomycetes; Helotiales; Helotiaceae
Exons: 5
Coding region: 1-3423 (1140 amino acids)
Source: RefSeq, a predicted model, not a curated record
AUGUUCACACGGGGUAUCAUCUGCUACUUGGCUCUCUUGAGCUUGAUGUCCAUAAGUAUUGCCUCAUCUCUACCCUCGGAUACGACAAUAAGCGAUAACUUGGUCACCGGAGUGGAAAUGGUCGAUGAUUUUGAAGAUGUUGACGAUUCCGAUCAGGUGGAAGUCUUUGUUGAAGGUGAUGCCGAUUCGACCACCACAUGGUCCACCUCUUCAUCUUUGAGAAGUAGUACUGGAACUUCGACUCUGAGAACCAGUAUAAGGACGAGUACCAGCACGAGCUUCAGGUCGACCAGCAGCAGUAGCAGUACCAGCAGUAGAGACAUCAUCCUCAGUAUCAGCACAAGCGACACCAGUACCACCGUUAGCGACACUGCGAUCAGUACAAGAAAUGGCGAUAUUGGGACUUUUAGUAACAGCAUAAUCAUUACCAGCACCGAUGUCAGUACCAGCGGCGACACAAUCACCAGCAGUAGCGACGUCAUGACCACUAGCAGCGAUGCUAUUACCAGCAGUGAUAUAGUCAUCAGUACUGGUAGUAGCAACACCAUUCUCAGUGUCAGCAGUGGGGACACCAUCACCAGUACCAGUACCAGCAGCAGUAACAGUCCUAGCGACGCUGUCACCAGUACUAGCAGUACCUCACUACGCAGCUCAAGCAUCAGCAGCAGCGAUAGUGUCACCAGUACCAGUACCAUUAGCACUAGUACCGGGAGAAGCUCCACGCCUGCUUCCGCAACAGACUCCGAGUUGUUCUCAAUCUUGUCUGCUUCGUCAAUCGAAGGUACCACAACGGUGUCAAGUCUGAGUUCAACGGUCUCAGAAAUUGAGAGUCAGAAGAUCUCAGGCGAGGGGGCUACUUCUUCCUCAUCCUCAACCAUUGGUCCUCCAAUUACGGACACAUAUGAUAGUGCUGCACCGGCAACAAAAUCACCUUCAAAUCUCGUCACUCCUUCCGAGAGUGAUUCACAGAGCUCUCGGCAGAGCACGUCCGUCUCUUCUCCGUCACUGACGACGGAUGAUCCGUUAUCUCAACAGUCAAUGCCAAGUUCAAUCUUGUUCAACUCUUCUAUGACUGUUACUCGCUUCUCGACCACGAGUCAUCAUCGGGCGCCCUCAAGCAGUGUUGAAUAUGCUGUCUCUACGUCUACAAGCCAAAUAGUUUCGAACAAUAGUAAUCCACAGACACUUACUUCCCAGCAUACCUCUGUGUCCUCAAGUCAUUUGGUGUCAAACAUUACUGGACUAAAAACGAUCGCUUCCCCAUCUGUGUCUCCAUCCUGGAUUUCAGUUUUUGCUUCUGGAAUUGCUGCAUCCACCCUUGUCACGGCAGUCGUCAACCAAACUAGGCUACAGGUCUCGGGAUCUGGGGCCGCUCCUACCUCUGCUUCGAACGAUUCAGAUAUCACUUCUCAACUUUCCGACAUGGCAAACGUCCAUGCAAUACCUUGGGAUGACCAUGUCGAACGACACAAUGGUUCCAUACCAAUUGCUGAUGGUAAUAUGACAGCACCAGAUGAAUUAUACUUUGCAUUUACCCAAGCAAACAUCGAUGAGUCCAAGGUUAUAGACUUUUAUGAGAGUGAAGUUCAGAAAAUCCACAAAGAAGCGGUCUCUCGUGGGCAAGACCUCACGCAUGGUGGAGGAGAGUGGAGAGUCAUGAACAUCCAGCUCUUUAACGCUACAAAUACCUUAUGCGGCCCUCUUCUACCAGCAUGUCAUGGGCUGCCAAGUCUCAAAGACCUUCAGGAUAGGUUACCAGGGGAGCAGAACCGCGCCCAUGUACGUCGGCUACACUUCAUUAGCGAAUUUGAAUAUCUUUUGCAUCAGCACGAUAUCAUCGCCUAUAGACAACUUGUGACCCGUGUUAUUCGAGCGGUGUUAGUUAAAGUAAAAGACAUCAUCACUUCAGGCACAUUCCAACAGAAGGAAAGUGAUACACAAAGAUGCAAAGCUAUUGGGCAAGCUAUCGAUGCGUCGGUUUCUGUGCUGAUUACAGCCGCGAGCAUAGUCCUUGGUGGCGAGCUCGCUACAACCUGGGAUGCCGCUAAGGGCAUAGCUGACAUUGGUCAACGUUUUGUUGCCUUUGAAAAGGGUGAAACUUUUAAAGGUAGUGGAGUUCUAUUCAGAAGCCUUAAAUAUGGGAUGGCGAUACAACAUGACAUUUUUGGCCGUUUAGUAUCCCACUUUGCUAGUCCGGGUAUGCCGCAUGGUGGCAUCAAGUCGAAAUGGCUUACCACUGGAGUAUCGACUAAUCCAUUCUGUACGACUUUUUCCGGCGACUAUCCAGAUCUCAAUGAAGAAAAUAUAGAGGCGCUGAAGAAGGUGGUCCAUGAAUUUUUUGAAGAUACACUCGACAAGUUUGCUAAUGAGUACUUCGACACUAUGUAUAAUGGUGCAGGCCCUGAUAAAGAUGGACAGACCAUGACAUCUCUUAUGAUGAGAAACAGGCAAUGGACGGGUAGAGAUUCUGUGAUAGAGACGCUGAACCAGGCUGUUGACAAGCGUCACGGUCCAAUGACCACAUGGGUGAUUGAGCGCUUGUUGGGUGAGGUUGCUUCGCAAGACAGAAAUAUGAUGAUUUGCGUCCUCAGCGAUACAACUUGUUCAGAUCCCAAAAGUCCAAAAUUCAAGCACAACGGGGUGUAUCUGGAGCCAACUCCACUUCUGGACGGCGUGAAAAUGUUGGGCGAUACCACCAUUUACGAUUUAAUGCGUCAAAGUUUUGAGCACUAUCGAAGAUUCGGUAAUGCUGAACCUGAGAUGGAUAUAGGCGACAAAGGCUCAAGUGAGAGAAAGCUUGGCUUCGGUGGCUUUCACUUACCUGUUUGCAUGUCGCCUCACGGCAUAAGUAGAGACAUCACUGUAUGGAACGGAAAGAACGCAUAUCUCAUACCGAUGAUAUGCGGUGGUCCCACCGGCGAGGAAACGCAACUCUUUUUCGACAGGAUGGGUUUGUCUCUCGGCAGUCCGCAGAGAGACGACAAGUGGAGGACAGAGACAGUCCCUCGUUACUUUUGGGUGAUGGAUCCAGGUCCAAUGACUUGGUUCAGCGGACUUUGCCACCAUGACCUCCGUUGGCCAAAGCGGUCAGAAACAGGUCGUAUCAAGAAUGGUGCACACCCUUUAUGUUCGAGCAUUUUGGGUCAGCUUCAGGACAUGAGUUUUGAAGAGGGCAAUAGGUGGUUCUGUAGUGAAGCUCCAGAGCCUUCGCAAGUCCGAUUAGACGCGGGAAGGGAGGUUUAUCUCUCACAAUCGCACCCUAUAGCAGAUAUAGUGUAUCCUUACGCUUCAAUGUGUAAGGACUUCAACAAACGAUGCCCAACGAGUAAGGCUGGCAGGUGCGACAUAAAACAUUACUCUUAUCUAGGUAAUGGUACCGAAUACAUGCCUGGGAAUCCAAGGCUUGAUGGCGACGAAGAUUAG